AUGGCGCCAGGGCUUCCACCACAUCCCGCAAGCGGACUCGAUACUUUGAAAGCGGCAGGUCUUGAAGCUGUCAAAGCGCUCGCAUCUGCCGGGCAGCAAUUUGCGAUCCGUAGCGGUGGCCACACGCAGUAUCCCGGGGCGAACAACAUCGACAAUGGGGUCACCAUCGACCUCGGAUUGAUGAAGUGGACCCGCUACAAGCCGGAAUCGGAGACUGUCGACGUCGGCCCUGCAGGUCGUUGGCGCGAUGUGUAUGCCGAGUUGCGACCACACGAACGGGUCGUGGCCGGCGGAAGAGAAGGCGGGGUGGGUUUUGCCGGGAUGCUGUUGGGCGGUGGCAAUACAUUCCUCACGGCAAGACUUGGCUGUGCCUGUGACAACGUGUUGGCGUAUGAAACGGGGGGUUCAAGCAAUUUCGGGAUCGUGACCAACUUCACCCUCAGGGCAAUCGAGAACGAUGAGGUUUGGGGCGGGCUGGCGAUCUUCCCGAAGCUGGUCUCCGCGCAGGCGGCAGAAGCGCUUCCUCGCUUCAACGACAUCGUCGUCGAUGAUGUAGACAGCAACCUCUUGACCUUAUACACGUACAUGGAUGUGGUAGUCGUAGCCAUGUAUGCCCAAGUCGCGGGGAUCCCUCGCGCACCUUCCUAUCCUGAAUGGCCGACACUGCCCGGAGUUGCUACGACUUACAAGCAAAUAUCCAUCACGGAGAUGGCGGCGGAAUAUAAUUUACCCACAGGCUAUUACAACACAUGGUUCACGGCAGAUUUCCUCAACGACACCCGCAUCGUGUCCCACGCGGUCCACGAGCACGAGGGACUCGUCGGACGCCUGAAAGUGCGAAUUCUAGGUGGAGAUUUCAUCACGCAAUGCCUAUUCCAGCCGCUGCCAGCAAUCUUUGCGCAACAGGCGAUCGAGUCCGGCGGCGGCGGAAAUGUGCUGGGGCUGGAGCGGCAAAGCGAGAAUGCCCUCAUGUGGCUGGCGGCCAUCAUGGUGCGCACUCCCGAGCAGGAGAAGUUCGCAUACGAGGAAGCGCAAGGCUGGGUACAGCGCGUACGGGAGUUCGCUGCGACGAUCCCGGGAGGCAAUCAGGAGUGGGAGUAUCUGAACUAUGCAGACGGGUCGCAAGAUCCGCUCGCUUCGUAUGGCCCGACCAACGCGCAGAAGCUCCGCGAAGUGAGCGGGAAGUAUGAUCCCCAACAGGUCUUCCAGAGAUUCGCGAGGGGAGGAUUCAAGAUCGCAACGAGUAGUAUAGCGAAGUGA
Dissoconium aciculare CBS 342.82 is the source of this 1260-nucleotide messenger RNA. Its product is annotated as FAD-binding domain-containing protein. The record is from RefSeq and is a predicted model, not a curated record. The coding region runs from base 1 to 1260 and encodes 419 amino acids. The transcript has 5 exons. Gene Ontology annotation, molecular function: FAD binding. NCBI's taxonomy places the organism in Eukaryota, Fungi, Ascomycota, Dothideomycetes, Mycosphaerellales, Dissoconiaceae.